Armigeres subalbatus is the source of this 1623-nucleotide messenger RNA. RefSeq lists its product as uncharacterized. The record is from RefSeq and is a predicted model, not a curated record. Bases 256 to 1623 code for a protein of 455 amino acids. Lineage: Eukaryota; Metazoa; Arthropoda; Insecta; Diptera; Culicidae. The transcript is spliced from 8 exons.
AAUCUGUUUUGCUUUCUAAAAGAUAUCGUUACUUUUUCCUUGAUCGGUAAUUUUUAAUAGCGAGUAUUCCGCAAAAAUAUGUGCUUUACCGAGUACUCGUCAAUAUGUGUAACGAGGUCUCGGGUUGCGACUGAAGCGACGCCAUUUUAAAACAAUCAAAUCAAACUCAUUCUGUGGUGAAGUUGCUGCAGGUUUUCGAUUGUGUCGCGUGUUUCUAUCUCGAAGAAUAAUUGAAAUACAGCAGUUAUAAGUAAAAUGGAGGUAAUUUUGGAAAGCCUGAUGAAGGUGGACAACAGCGUCGCCGAUCUAUUCCUAAAUGAAGGCAUUGACGACGUGGAGACCUUUCUGGAUCUUGAUGAACAGGACUUCACACGACUACGACUUAAAACAAAGCUUAUUAAGACUAUCCAAAAAAUACAAAAAGACUAUAUGAACAAUCCAAUAAUUGAAGAACUGGAGGAAGGCGAUCCACUUUCCAUUUCGGAUAAUGGUAACGGCGAGGGUAACGGAGGACCAUCAGAAAACCCAUACCGCGGGAUUUUACUGGAACAGGCUAUCGACAUAAACAUCAUCUUCAGCAAAACACCUUCGGGAAAUGAGAUCAUGGAAGUUUUGAAUGAAGAAAUAAACCCGAAUGACAAACUGUUGAAUCAAAUAAAUCGAUUACUCUGCGAAUUUCUGAAGUUAAAUUAUGGAUUGCAUCCUUCGACCUUCCACAAGAAUUUGUUAGCUGUUUCGCUUGUUAAUACAUACCCAGUACUAGGAUCGACGAACCGUGAUGUUCCCCAGGCUUUGUGGUUUUACCCACAUGGCCGAGGAAAAUAUCGACACGCGGGACGUAUUCACUAUCAUAUGGAGUAUAUGUCCAGGAAAUCCGACAAACGAAUGGUUAACAGGCCAAGGUCGAUCGAGCAGCUUGCGCAAUUACCGGUAGAAGUGACAGAUUCCGAUGACAACAUAGAGGAGUUGAUUCUCGAGUUAAAAUUCAUCAGCCCAAAUUCGAAUACCAAGUCUCGUGCAGAAGAAUUGUGGAUGAUAACGUUUUCAGAUCGUGAAAAAUACCGUAAAAACAAAGAUUUCCAGGAAUACUUGAAGCUGUACCAGGUAGCAUCUGCCUUCGAUGGAAUCAUGAUAUCAAUGGAUUUCGUUAAAAUGUAUCCUGAUGCGCACAAUUUCUGCGAACAGUUUUUAAAUUUGCAAGAAAAAGUUCUUGCAAAAUAUGGCGAUUUGUUUCUUCACAUUCAAAGUGAUUUUUUACGAACUUUAGCUAUCAUUAGGGCUAAGAAUCCGUCUCGUGGGGUCAAGCGCUCAAAAAAUGAUUCUUGGACCAAGAAAACUCCUCUCGAUGGAAUUGUUGAAAUUCUCAAGAUGGACGAUCCUGUUGGGUACAACAAUAUGCCACCUGAAGGGAUUAAUGCUGGAACAUUCGUCUGGAAGGAGUGCACUAUCAAGAUAGCAGCCAAUAUUCUUGAUUGUUUCCGAAUCCUUUGCGAAGCAAUUAAUGUAUUCAACUGCGACAUUAGUCCCGAGAACAAGCAGUUCUAUGCGUUCAUAUUCGCAGUAGUGAUGAACAUCACACCACUGACCACCACCGGGGAAAAAUUUUAUCGUUCAAUCAAAUAA